AUGUCAUCUGUUAGCAGCGUUCUCAUACGCCGGGGCACUGAGUUAAUUUCCGCCCGGCUUCGAUACCGUGACCAGCCUCAAAUACAUGGAUGGCUAGGCCUCUCAGUCGUCAUUGUUACGGCCCUUGCAUUUGGUUUGGCAAUCUUUUGGAUUGACUACACCUGCGCCCAUGUUAUUGCGACUCUGGCCGCGGUCGAAGACUCCAACCCGAAUACCUAUAUUCGCAUCGACAGCGAAGCUUCUAACGGUUCCUUCGACCCUAAUGAUGGCGAGUUCGCAGCUGCAUCAACCACUAAGCCUAUCACUAGCGGGUUACGCUCGGCCAUUAAGCACCUACGCGCCCGUGGUGGCAUCUGGUCGUGCUUCCGUGGAUUUCGUAUGUAUCUGGCCUUCGCAGGGUUUGAUAUGGGCGUGGGUUUUCUAGUUCCCGCUAUUAUUCCUAUUCCGAUCGACCCUCUCGUCGGUUCAUUUUUUGGGGAGUUCGUUGCUAGCAUGCUCUUGGCCACCUGGCAGAUGGCUUGGGUUCAUCUUGUGAUCGCCGAAAAAUCUCCCAGGAGCUACUACCGGCGAAUGCUUGGCCUCCGGAAUUGGCCUAGAAUUGCCCCUGCGGCUGCUUUGUACAAUUUCCUAAUGUGUGUGACUUUCUCUCUGCCUACAGCUGCCGCAAGGCUCGCUGGCUGGACUGUCAUGAGCGCUGUUGCCAAUCCAGGAUAUAAAGGGCUUCUCGGUUUCCUAGUCAUUAGCAUUCUCCCGGCUAUAUUUUUUCUAUUGGUGUCGGUUCCCGCCAGGGGAAUAUUCAUCCGUGUCGCUGCCUCUAUGCUGCCCGAGGAGGAUGACCCAAUCGUACCCUUCGACCGCCUUUUUGGUGGCAAGGCGAAACCCGAAAUUAUGGGUGGCAGCGGCAAGCUCGGCCUUAUAGAUGCCUGGACCACUUUUGAAUGGGCUGCUCGCACUCGCUACGUUAAGGUCAUCCUGAAGGCUCUUGCCAUUGAGGUUGCACUAGGUGUGGUUGGGAUCCUUCUAGUAAUGAGCCAGUUGACAUUGGUGAUCCCUACUAGUCAGGGCUCGUCUUCUCCCCAGACUUAA
Messenger RNA from Aspergillus alliaceus, 1086 nucleotides. RefSeq lists its product as uncharacterized. The transcript has 2 exons. NCBI's taxonomy places the organism in Eukaryota, Fungi, Ascomycota, Eurotiomycetes, Eurotiales, Aspergillaceae. Bases 1 to 1086 code for a protein of 361 amino acids. The record is from RefSeq and is a predicted model, not a curated record.